AUGGCUCCCGCCAAUUUCAAGACCUACGAGGCCCAGGCCCGCCUUCUUCGUGCCAUUGUGGCUGCUCAUCCGGAGGUCAAGUGGAACUAUAAGGAUAUCCAAAAGUAUUACGGAUCGGAUAUGACCAAGGAUGCUCUCAACCAUCGGUUCAGAGCUAUUCGCAAUCAUAUCUGGACGCUUCAACAAGCAGACGAACAGGGCGUCGACUGCAAGGACAUCCCCGUGGACCUGCCCAAAGAGAAGAAGGAGAUUGCCAAAUAUUUUGGCGAAUCCACCACCGAUGGCAUCCAGUUCCAGUUCCGAGGUAUCAAGAAGGACGCCGAGUCCCUCAAGCAGACGGCCAACAGCGGUGGCAACCCCGCCACCGCCUUGAACCUCCCGGCUAGUGCGACCUCCAGCGCCUUCUCGACUCCUCGCAAGCCGCGUACUCCUUCCACCAAGACCCGCGUCUCGGGCGGUGGUCGCUCGACCACCGCCAAGAAGACCAAGCAGGUUAAGCCCGCCCCCGUCUCGGUCUCGGAGGAGGACGAAGAGGAGGACGAGGAAGUCGAUUAUAACGAACUCGAGGACACCCCCUCCAAGAGCCGCAUCCGCGACCGCGUUCUCGACGGCCGCGUGUCCAAGAACACGCACACUCCGAACCCCCGCCGCAGCGCUACCCCGAGCCGUGCCGCUACCAUCGCCGCGGCUGCCAACAUUGCUCAGGCUGCCGCCGUUGACCUGACCACCUCUGACAGUGAGGUCAACACCCCCGACAACGCAGUAAGCUACGAGCUCCCUGCUCCUGUCGACGCAAAGCCCGCCGUCAUGCAGCAGCAGACACAGAUGCAGUCGAUCUUUGGAGAUCCCGCCGCUACUUAUGAGCAGCCUGUCAUCCAGCCUGUUGCUCAACCUGUCAGUCAGCCAGCUGCCAACGGCGGAUACUCUGGUCACUCCAGUUUCGACCCAUCCCAGGGUGUCGGCCUCUUCAACGAUGAUCCGCUCAACUUCAGCUUCGUUGACAGCAUGGAUCAUGGCAGUGGCGACUUCAACCCCUACAUGGGCAAUGAUGGCGAGAUCUAA
Messenger RNA from Colletotrichum spaethianum, 1062 nucleotides. RefSeq lists its product as uncharacterized. The record is from RefSeq and is a predicted model, not a curated record. NCBI's taxonomy places the organism in Eukaryota, Fungi, Ascomycota, Sordariomycetes, Glomerellales, Glomerellaceae. The transcript is spliced from 3 exons. Bases 1 to 1062 code for a protein of 353 amino acids.